CCCCGGUUGCUUAUUUUCAAGAGAAGGAAGGGAGGGGGUUUGAUAAAUCUCCGUUGCCGCUCCCAUGGCAUACUUACUCACCGUCACCUCGCUCUCGCCCUUCUGCUACCGCCUACACCAAUUGCUGGGAACUCAUUCAAGAAGAUCAACUCGUACAAGCCUUGUAAAUCCCGUAACCAACAGAACAGGUAAACGGCCUAUGUUGCGCAACUAUAGUGGCGGAGGGAUGAUUUCUUCGAAUAAAAGCUGCGAUUUGAGUAUUUACGCUCCCGCAAAACAAGGUCUUGAGUGUAUUGUAUUUUGUCGUAGUGACCAAGUACUAAUUUCAGGAUUUUGGAUAGGGCCAGAUAUAGAAGAUGGAUGGGGUUUUGUAGAAGCAUCUUUAUGUCGAAUAUAUUGAUCCUCGUAAUUUUUUUUUUUCACCUAUUCGAUUAUUUUAACCGUGGUAUAGUGCAAUUAUAAAUGGUGCAUGAGGCACUUUCAACUGAAGUAAAUGUGACGUACUUUCAACAUAAGUAAUGGCUUAUUGUUUUGCUGCUAA
Molecule: messenger RNA, 541 nt
Organism: Erythranthe guttata (spotted monkey flower)
Lineage: Eukaryota; Viridiplantae; Streptophyta; Magnoliopsida; Lamiales; Phrymaceae
Source: RefSeq, a predicted model, not a curated record